UUCGGGCUGACUCGGGCGCCGGCCGUUCGGCUCCCCGGCCCGCCCGGCCGUUCGGGUGAGAUCGGAGGGGGCUGGGCUGGGCUCGGCUCGGCUCCUCGCUGCCAUGGGGACGAGCUGGGAGGACUCGGGCGGGCUCGACUCUCAUCGGCCCUAGUCCCCGAUCGCCUCGGGCAGGUUCGGGUCCCUCCCCCCCGCCCGGCUGGGCUGGCUCUUCGGGCGACGUUCCGGGGAGCCUGGCGAGGACUCGGAGGGGUUCGGCUCCCCGGAUCGGUCCGCAUUCGGGUCACGCGGGAGGGGCAAGGGGAUUCAGUCGAGCUCGGAUCCUCGACUAAUUCGCCUGGAGCGGCACUCGGGCGAGCUCGGAGGGACUCGGGGCUAUUCGGGCCGACUCGGGCCAGUUCGGCUACUCGCUUUCGGCAGCGCUCGGCUACUUUCGGAGGGACUCGGGAUCGCUCGGGGAAACUCGGAGCAUUCUAGGGUAGCGCCGCGCCGCGCCCCGCCCCGCCCGGGGAAUCUGAGAAUCGGGCUCGUGUGAGAUCGGAGAGGGCUCGAGCCCGCUCGGGCCGCGCUCGGCUCCUCUCGGCCCCCGGCUACCGCCGCCUCGGGCGGGCUCGGAUGGAGGACUCGGACUCGGCGGCGAAGCAGCUAGGCUUGGCCGAGGCGGCGGCGGUAGCUGCGGCGGCGGUGGCCGCAGCAGUGGCCGCGGAAGGAUCCGAGCACCAGCGGGCGGAGGCGGCGGGCUUGGAGGCGGAGCCCGAGGAGGAGGAGGCAGCCGCGCAGGUGACGGCGGUGACCGUGAUGGCGGCGGAUGCCGAACACAUCGCGAUGGGAGCCGAGUCCCUGCCGAGCGCGGACGAUGCCGCCGCCGCCGCCUUCGCAGAAGUGACAACAGUAACAGUAGCCAAUGUGGGUGCCUCUGCAGACAAUGUCUUUACCACAUCUGUGGCAAAUGCUGCAUCUAUAUCUGGACAUGUGCUGUCUGGCAGAACAGCCCUUCAAAUUGGGGACAGCUUGAAUACAGAAAAAGCCACUCUGAUAGUGGUUCACACAGAUGGCAGCAUUGUAGAAACCACAGGGCUAAAGGGGCCCUCUGCACCUCUCACACCAGGUUCUCAGUCUCCUCCCACUCCUUUAACACCUGGUCAAGAAAAAAAUGGCACGAAGUAUAACUGGGACCCAUCAGUGUAUGACAGCGAACUCCCUGUGCGAUGCCGGAAUAUCAGCGGAAUCCUGUAUAAAAACAGGCUUGGUUCAGGAGGCCGGGGCCGAUGUAUUAAGCAAGGGGAGAACUGGUACAGCCCCACUGAGUUUGAAGCCAUGGCAGGAAGAGCCAGUAGCAAAGAUUGGAAAAGAAGCAUCCGCUAUGCUGGGAGGCCACUGCAGUGCCUUAUUCAUGAUGGGAUUUUAAAUCCUCAUGCUGCCUCAUGCACUUGUGCUGCCUGCUGUGAUGACAUGACCUUGAGUGGCCCAGUACGAUUGUUUGUCCCUUAUAAAAGGCGAAAAAAAGAAAACGAAUUGCCUACAACGCCAGUGAAAAAGGAUUCUCCCAAAAACAUCACCCUGCUUCCUGCUACAGCUGCUACCACUUUCACCGUGACUCCGUCAGGACAGAUCACUACUUCUGGUGCUCUGACCUUCGACCGUGCAUCAACCGUGGAGGCCACAGCUAUCAUCUCAGAAAGUCCAUCCCAGGGUGAUGUAUUCACUGGAGCCACUGUACAAGAUACUACUGUCCAGCAACCUUGCCGUGUCAGUCAUCCAGAACCUCACUAUCCAAGUUAUCAGGACAAUUGUCAGAUUUCACCUUUUCCAGAAGCUGCACUGCCAACUUCCCAUCCCAAAAUAGUGUUGACGUCUCUUCCUGCCCUGGCUGUGCCACCCACUACCCCCACCAAAGCCAUAUCCCCCUCAGUGGUGAAUGGACUAGAGAUGACAGAGCAACGGAGCUGGCUGUACUUGGAGGAGAUGGUCAACUCCUUACUGAACACAGCCCAGCAACUGAAGACCCUGAUUGAACAGGCUAAACAGGCCAGCUCCUCCUUCCGGGAGGCUGCUGUUACUCAAGCAAAAAUCCAAGCCGACGUGGAGAGGAAAGAGUUGAUAGAAAUUGGCUUAAGGAGCAUGGUUUGGUGGGUAAAGUACAGGACUGGGAGUCUAUUCCAGGUUCUAUUUCCUCUGCCACAAAUUUCUUAUGUGACCUUGGCAAUAUCAAAACCAGUUAUUUCACAAACGGAAGAUGUCGAUGGUAAAACAGAAAUUAUCAUCAAGCAGUCCUGUGUAAACUGUGGUCGGGAGGCAAUGAAUGAGUGCACCGGAUGCCAUAAAGUCAAUUACUGCUCAACUUUCUGCCAGCGGAAGGAUUGGAAGGAUCACCAGCACAUGUGCGGUCAGUCAGCCACAGUCACAGUGCAAGCGGAUGAGGUGCACGUCACAGACAGUGUCAUGGAGAAAGUCUCUGUCUGAAAAAUCUACUUUUGAGGUCCCAGAAAAGAACAAGGGAAGGUGCUUGGCUGGAUCAGCAAGCUGGAUGGGAGCUCGUAUUGCUGGAUGUCUGGAAACUGAACUCUUCUCUUCAGGGAGCUCGUCUUAUGAAGAUGCUUGAGCACUGUGACAUCAUUUGCAUUUUGGAGGUCUACACAGAAUCUUAGCAAAGGAGACACUAAAGAUAUGUGAUCUGGGAAAAAUAACUAGACUUGCUGAUCAGGAGGCCACCCUCACUUGAAGGAAUUUUGGACUGUGAAGUUAAGCUUGCAAGACUUUGAAACCCCUCCGUUGCAGAUUACAAUGUUAGAGCCAUCUCUCUUGAGGGCCAUCUACAGUGGUUGGAGCGAAAGUUAAGAUGUGCCAGUGUUCCAUUCCACCCCAUGCUACCCUACCUCUCAUUUGAAAAAACAAAUCUUCCUUCAUUUGUUUAAUUUAAUUGUCUUUAAAAACGUACAUCAUAAACUAUAUUCUGUCACUAGAAGUCCUUUUUCUGAUUCAUUUUUUCUUCCAGGGCAAAGUUUUACAUAUUGGAAAUUCUGCAUGUGUAUAUAAACAGAAGAUGUCAUGUUGUUAAACAAAAUACAGUGAAAUCAUGAAAGCACA
Molecule: messenger RNA, 3087 nt
Organism: Caretta caretta (loggerhead turtle)
Lineage: Eukaryota; Metazoa; Chordata; Testudines; Cheloniidae
Gene: DEAF1
Product: DEAF1 transcription factor
Biological process (GO): regulation of transcription by RNA polymerase II
Cellular component (GO): nucleus
Molecular function (GO): DNA binding; DNA-binding transcription factor activity, RNA polymerase II-specific
Source: RefSeq, a predicted model, not a curated record